CCCGCCCGUCUCCCCUCUUUCCCUUUCAGCCGGACCUGCAGGUACUCCGGGAGGACUUUGCGGAGCUUUGCUUCCGCGGCCGCCGGCAGUCCGCAAGAAGCGGUGUCUCUCCUCGUGCCCGAAAUUGCGAUCCCCGCGAAAAAUGGCUGCGAUCCCGGCUUUCUCCGGCACUACCUCGCUGCGCCGGCGGCUCCUGUUCUUGCUCCUGCUUCACGUUUCUUUCGCGCUCUGGCUGAAGGGGAGCGGCUGGGUCGCCGCCGCUCCAGAGGAAGCCGCGGCGAUGCCCAGCUCGUCCCCGAUGCCGGAAUCCGCCUUGCAGAAGCCCACCGUCUUCUUGACCAUCCUCGCCAGGAACGCUGCCCGCUCCCUGCCCCAUUUCCUCGGCUGCCUGGAGAGACUGCGGUACCCUAAGCACCGGAUCGCCAUCUGGGUGGCCACUGAUCAUAACGUUGACAAUACAACAGCCAUCCUGAAAGAAUGGCUGAAGAAUGUACAAAAACUCUACCACUACGUCGAAUGGAGGCCGAUGGAUGACCCUCAGUUUUACCCAGAGGAAAUUGGACCGAAACAUUGGCCAAAUUCCAGAUUCACACAUGUGAUGAAACUGAGGCAGACUGCUCUGAGAACAGCAAGGGAAAAGUGGUCUGACUACAUCAUGUUCAUAGAUGCUGACGGUUUUCUGACAAACCCAGAAGUGUUGAAUCUGAUGAUAGCAGAGAACAAAACUCUUGUGGCCCCAAUGCUGGAAUCUCGGUCUCUCUACUCUAACUUUUGGUGUGGAAUGACACCUCAGGGCUAUUACAAGAGGACACCAGAUUAUUCGCUGAUCAGGGAAUGGAAGAGAACUGGUUGCUUUGCAGUCCCAAUGAUUCAUUCCACGUUCUUGAUUGAUCUGAGAAAAGAGGCGUCAGAUAAACUGGCAUUUUAUCCCCCGCAUCAGGACUAUACCUGGACUUUUGAUGACAUCAUUGUUUUUGCCUUCUCAAGUCGCCAAGCUGACAUUCAGAUGUACAUUUGCAACAGAGAACAUUAUGGUUACCUGCCGGUGCCACUGAAACUACACCAGACGCUGGAAGAUGAGGCGGACAAUAUCGUUCACAUACUGAGUGAAGCAAUGAUUGACCAUCCUCCAAUUGAACCCUCGGAGUUUGUCACAGUUCCUCCAAAACACCCAGACAAGAUGGGAUUUGAUGAGAUUUUCAUGAUCAAUCUGAAGCGUCGGAAAGACAGGCGGGAUCGAAUGUUGCGGACUUUAUACGAACAGGAAAUUGAAGUCAAGCUAGUGGAAGCCGUGGAUGGAAAGGCCCUGAAUACAAGCCAGCUAAAAGCUCUAAAUAUAGACAUGCUUCCUGGUUACCAGGAUCCAUACUCUUCUAGAGUGUUGACCAGAGGGGAGAUCGGCUGUUUCCUUAGCCACUAUUAUAUUUGGAAGGAGGUAGUAAACAGGGAGAUGGAGAAGAGCCUAGUCAUUGAAGAUGAUGUGCGCUUUGAGCAUCAGUUCAAAAAGAAGCUCACAAAGUUAAUGGAUGAUAUUGAGAGAGCACAGCUUGGCUGGGAGCUUAUAUAUAUAGGCCGGAAACGGAUGCAGGUGGAGCGUCCAGAAAAGGCUGUUCCCAAUGUGAUGAAUCUUGUGGAAGCUGAUUACUCGUACUGGACGCUGGGCUAUGUGAUCUCCUUGCAGGGAGCUCAGAAGCUAAUUGGAGCUCAGCCUUUCAGCAAGAUGCUCCCUGUAGAUGAAUUCUUGCCGGUCAUGUACAACAAGCACCCAGUUGCCAAGUACAUGGAACACUAUGAACCUAGAGAUUUGAAAGCUUUCUCUGCAGAGCCUUUGCUGAUCUAUCCAACCCACUACACUGGGCAACCAGGUUACCUCAGUGAUACAGAGACAUCCACAAUCUGGGACAAUGAGACUGUGGCCACUGAUUGGGACAGGACACUCUCCCGGAAAUCCCGGCAACAGGGCCAGAUCCACAAAGACGCCCAAAACAAGAAUGCCUUGCCACCUGAACCUUCCCUUGAUGCAUCAUCUGCCAGAGACGAGCUAUGACUGUUAACUGAAUCAGCUACAAGUUACUGGGAACAUUAACAGGACCUCUAGAUAUACUGAUGUACUGUCUUCAUUGGCAAAAUAGUUUGAUUUGACUGACUUGAACUAAGCAGGUGCCUGUCUCAUUUUGCAGGGCAAGUGGGUGAACCUGAUUGAAUCAAGGGUGGUAUACUUCUUUAAAAACAUGUAUUGAAAGGAGGCCAUGGUUUUGCUGAUUGGCUUGUACUAUAGGAAAUCCUACAGAGCUGCUGGAGGACUCUAAAAGGAAAUGAGGUUAUACUCAGGACAAAGGUUCCUUGAGCAAUGUCUUUCUACAGUUCUUGAUGUAGAGUUACUGUAUUUAUAAAAAUUAAUAUAUACAAGAGUUAGGAAAAGUCUACAAGUUUUUCCAUGUUAAUUAUUGGUUCUAUUGUCUGCUGCAUUGCAUGAACUGUUGCUGGUUUUGGUUUUGUGAACCAUAUUCUGAAGCAAAAACGUUAGAAUGUUCUCCUAAUUCUUAAGGGCUAAAUGCCAAAUAGCGUCCCCUGUCUUGAAAUUACAAGACGACGGAGUAGAUUUCCCUUUUGUUCAUCACAUAAAUUCCUAGUGAUACUAAGUUAUUUGGUUUCCUUUUUUAAUCAUAAGCUAUGAGCAGCAACUCACUGUCACCAAGAAUUUCUGGAGUUC
Messenger RNA from Candoia aspera, 2713 nucleotides. It is a transcript of the gene COLGALT2, whose product is annotated as collagen beta(1-O)galactosyltransferase 2. The record is from RefSeq and is a predicted model, not a curated record. Lineage: Eukaryota; Metazoa; Chordata; Lepidosauria; Squamata; Candoiidae. Gene Ontology annotation, molecular function: procollagen galactosyltransferase activity. The transcript is spliced from 12 exons. Bases 143 to 2047 code for a protein of 634 amino acids.